AUUUCAAAAAGAUAUCCUUUUCUUAAAAGAAUUAGAAAAAGUGAGUUUGAAAGAAGGCCGCUCGUUUCUUUUAUACACCAUAACUAUCUGUAUGUAUCAGCUUUGCCAUUAACAAAAGAUGAUAGUCCGAUCAGUAUACGUUUACAUCGUAACCCUAAUCCUCUUUUUAGGCACCAUCUUUUUCAACUUCUCCGGCGAUUAUCUCCUCCGCGACUAUAUUUUCCGGCGACCUCUCCCCUCCGUCUCCCUAGAGAAUCACUUCGAUCUUAACCAGUCCUAUCUGUCACAACUGCCGCCGCCGCUUAUCCCGUCGCCGUCAAUCCCGUCUCUCUCAAUUCUCUUCCCGGAAUGGCAAGUCCUCGUCGUACUCCCGCCGGAGCAUAGUUACACAGAUUUUAAGGACCUGUUUUGCAUUUUUCCGACUAAUGAGAAAUCACCGGCAAACUUCUCCGGCGCACUGCCGUUUCCGACGCGGCCGUGUUUGAUAUGCGAGCUUCCGACGCGUGUCCGCCGGAGAUUGCCGUUUCCGGAGCCCACACUGGUCAAUUCGUCGGUGAUUAGGUAUCCGCCGAGGCUAACGCCGGUCCCUGACCUCCUCCGGUGGGAUUUCAUCGUGUACGAUGUCCUGUUCACCAAAAACGACGUCGUCGUGUUUGUUAAAGGCGUAAAUAGGCGCCAAGGAGUCAACAGGACCCCACAGGAAUUCAACUGUGUGUUGGGUGAUAACCUGGCUAACGCAGCUCGCACCCCCGUGACUAGCUCACUCCAGGAAGUGUUUCGUUGUCACCGUCCGGAUUUAUCGGACGUGUCAACUCUCGUUAGAGUCUCGCUCGAAUUCACAGCAGAUAAAACGGUGAUGCCUUCUAUUGCGUACGAGGACCCCGGGCGCAAGUUAGCAGUAGCGAAGCCAAAGUCGCUAUUGUGCGCAUGUACCAUGGUUUUCAACGUGGCCAAGUUUUUGAGAGAGUGGGUAAUUUAUCAUUCGAAAAUCGGUGUUGAGAAGUUCAUAUUUUAUGAUAAUGGCAGUUCUGAUGAAUUGUACAUUGUUCUGGAAAAGCUCGUGGAAGAAGGGUAUAAUAUUACUACGAAUUUUUGGCUAUGGCCGAAGACUCAAGAAGCUGGAUUUUCGCAUUGUGCGAUUAGUCAAAAAGACGCGUGUACAUGGAUGAUGUAUACUGAUGUGGAUGAGUUUGUUUACUCGCGUAAUUGGGCUAAUUCAACUAUUCCUUCGGAAUCGAUGUUACGUUCGAUUUUGAAAAAUGUGAGUUCGAAAGUAGGCGAACUUAUGAUCGGUUGUCACGAAUUCGGACCCUCGGACCAGAAAGAGCAUCCGGCGUUAGGGGUAAUGCAAGGGUAUAAUUGUCGAAAGAAGAUGGAAAAUCGACACAAGUCAAUUGUGUUGCUGGAUGCGAUUAGUGAUUCUUUGAAUAAUGCGGUGCAUCAUUUUGAUUUGAAGCAGGGGUACAAGGCGCGGAGGUUAAGUGCACGAGAGGUGGUUAUAAAUCACUAUAAGUUUCAAGCGUGGCCUGAGUUUAAGGCUAAGUUUAGACGGAGGGUUUCGGCGUAUGUGGUAGAUUGGAAGCAGGCUCUGAAUGCGAAGUCGAAUGAUCGGGUACCGGGCCUCGGUUUCUCGGCGGUGGAACCGAAGGGGUGGCCGCAGAAGUUUUGUGAGGUGCAUGAUAAUGAGUUGAAAAAUUUGGUGGAAAGAUGGUUUGGAGUUAGAACUGUGACUGGAUACCAUAUGGCUUGGGAAAGAAGAUGAAGAUGUGGAAUGAGUAAUUGUCAAAAUGUAACGAAAGUAAUAAUAGAGAUAGAGUAGACAUAGUGGGAAUUGCACUGGAUAUUACUUUUACAUUUUCGUUUAUUAGUUAGAUACAGAAGAUUAGGAGAUACAAGGAUCCUUGCACUUUUUCCCCAGAGAUUAUAUCAGAUACUAGUGUUUUUUUUU
Molecule: messenger RNA, 1948 nt
Organism: Daucus carota subsp. sativus
Lineage: Eukaryota; Viridiplantae; Streptophyta; Magnoliopsida; Apiales; Apiaceae
Product: glycosyltransferase family 92 protein Os08g0121900
Exons: 1
Coding region: 119-1762 (547 amino acids)
Cellular component (GO): cytoplasm
Molecular function (GO): glycosyltransferase activity
Source: RefSeq, a predicted model, not a curated record